This is a messenger RNA of Cololabis saira (Pacific saury), 2182 nucleotides long. RefSeq names its product major facilitator superfamily domain containing 8 (gene mfsd8). The record is from RefSeq and is a predicted model, not a curated record. The transcript has 12 exons. Gene Ontology annotation, biological process: transmembrane transport. NCBI's taxonomy places the organism in Eukaryota, Metazoa, Chordata, Actinopteri, Beloniformes, Belonidae. Bases 93 to 1616 code for a protein of 507 amino acids. Gene Ontology annotation, cellular component: lysosomal membrane. Gene Ontology annotation, molecular function: transmembrane transporter activity.
CUUCCUGGUUGUUGACGGUGUAGUUCACUGACCCUCGGCUACAUGGACACCUAGCAGAGAAACAGCUCCACUAGGUUAGUACUUAAGUUAAAAUGUCCCAUCUGGAAGCAGACGACGCCACUCCGCUGCUCCGGGACGAUGCGAGCAGCGAGGACUCUGAGGAUGGAGACUACAGCAGUCGCUGGAGGUCGAUCCGAGUCAUGUACUUCACCAUGUUCCUCAGCAGCGUGGGUUUCACCAUCGUUAUCACGUCGCUGUGGCCUUACUUGGAAAAGAUUGAUGGAAGUGCGGACGCCAGCUUCCUGGGAUGGAUGGUGGCCGCCUACAGCCUGGGGCAGAUGGUGGCCUCUCCUUUUUUUGGAUGGUGGUCUAAUCACCGGUCACGCUGGGAGCCGCUUGUCUGCUCAAUUUUCAUCAAUCUGUCAGCUAACAUCUACUACGCUUAUGCCUACCUGCCCAAGACUAAUAACAAGUACCACCUGCUCAUGUCCAGGGUCUUCGUGGGCUUCGGAGCAGGUAACGUGGCCGUGGUGAGGUCCUACGUUGCUGGUGCUACGUCGCUGAAGGAGAGGACUAGUGCCAUGGCAAACAUGAGCGCCUGUCAGGCUCUGGGUUUCAUCCUUGGCCCAGCUCUCCAGGCUUGUCUGUCAUUUAUUGGUGAAGAAGGUGUAACAUUGAACUUCAUAGACCUGCAGCUGAACAUGUACACCACUCCGGCUUUACUGGCUACAGCGUUCGGCCUCGUCAACAUCCUGCUUGUUCUAUUUGUGUUAAAAGAACACAGAGUGGAUGAAAAGGGAAAAAGCCUUCCCUCCAUCAACUACGACUCUGAAGAUAGAGUUGAUGUUCUUGAAGAAUCCGAGGAAAGCAUCGACCACAUGGCUGUUGUGACUUCCAACGUGUUGUUCUUCACCGUCAUGUUCAUCUUUGCUGUGUUUGAAACAAUUUCAACCCCAUUGUCCAUGGACAUGUUUGCCUGGACACGGAAAGAAGCUGUGCUUUACAACGGCAUCAUCAUGUGCUGCAUCGGCUGUGAAUCGAUCAUUGUCUUCGUGGUUGUGAAGGCAGCUUCUCAAAGGUUUGGGGAUCGUCCAGUGUUGCUAACAGGCUUCUGUACUAUAUUCUGCGGCUUCAUUAUUCUGCUUCCGUGGGGAAAUCAGUACCCCAAAAUCCAGUGGGCAGAUAUCAAAAACAACUCAGGGGUCAAUCUAAUUCUGAAGGACUCGGUUUCAGCCAAUGGCACUGUGGAGCCGACAGGCUGUCCUUACGAACAGACCUGGUGUCAGUACACGCCUGCUAUACACCUAUCACAGUACAUGGUGUCAGACGUCCUGAUCGGGGUGGGAUACCCAGCCUGCAAUGUCAUGUCCUACACACUCUAUUCCAAAAUCAUUGGACCCAAACCUCAGGGCGUGUACAUGGGCUGGUUGACGGCCUCAGGGAGUGGAGCGCGAACACUGGGCCCCGUCUUUGUCUCCCAUGUCUACACCAUCCUGGGCCCUCGCUGGGCCGUCAGCCUCAUCUGUGGCAUGGUGGUGGGAGCCAUCGUCCUCCUCAGCGCAAUGUACCAGAGACUUAUUGGCUUUUCAGUUCGCCACGGAAGGAUUGUAUCGUAACGGCGCCCGCCGUGGAAACUAAUGGCAGUUUGCGACGAGCAUUGCAGGCCAAACCCCUGGAAACAACGGCUGUCUUUUUAAGCCAUUUCCUACUCUGAAUGUGGUCACUGAUUAUCUGUUGAGUUUGCAGCUCGGGGUCUUAACUUUUAAACUGGGUAAUGGAGAUAUAAAGCCAGGACUAUUUCUCAUUGUGCAACAUGAGAUGGGAUGAGAUGCACGGAGGGAGCUAGAGUUCUGUCCACACCUUCACUCACCUGUAAACAGGGUUCUGACACUCGCUAAUGACAGAUGAUAAAACUGUGUCAUUAAUGUGCUUGUGCAAUACAGAUUUUCAGAUAUACUUAGCACUAAUCUAACAUUUAUGGUUACACAUUACCUCAAUGAUAAGCAAUUAAAAAAAAAGAAGAUAUUUUUGCUAUUUCUAAUGAGUUGAACUGUAGUUGUUUAAUACUAUGAGGUUUUUUCAUCCUUAAAUUAUUCAGAAAGUAAUUUCUGGCUGUGUGUUGAGUCACGAUUAACUGAAUUGUUAAAUUGAAUCGACGCAUUAAAUUUUUAAUGUAAGCUUA